Molecule: messenger RNA, 2064 nt
Organism: Rotaria socialis
Lineage: Eukaryota; Metazoa; Rotifera; Eurotatoria; Philodinida; Philodinidae
Source: the annotation of a GenBank genome assembly
AUGGUGGGAUUACUUAAUGAAUCGCCGACAUUUUGUUUCGAUCGAGAUGAAUUAUCGACGGCCAAUUUUAAUGUUGAUGCAUUUGUUGUAAAAUAUAAACGUGAGGUUGGCUUAGAGAAAUUACGCGAUGAUUUAGACUUAUUUUUACGCGUACUCAAAUCGAGUAUGGUAGAAUUAAUCAAUCGAGAUUUUGCCGAUUUUUUGAAUUUAUCAACUAAUUUGGUUGGUUUUGAUAAAUCGAUAACAACACUUAAAAAUCCGUUGACUACUAUGAAAGUUGAUAUAUUGAAAAUAAAUGAAAUUCUUAGUAAUCAAAGAAAAGAAAUCGAAGAAAAACUGCGUGAACAAGAAGCGAUUCGCCAACGAAAACAAGUAAUUCAAUCGACAAUUGACGUACAAAAAUCCAUUCAACAAUUAAAGGAACUCGACGAUGCCAUUAAUUUAUCAAAAAUUGAUAUCGGUGAAAUGAUUGAACGUGCAGUUGUUCAGUUUAGUUUUAUUUCUAUACAAUUAGAAAAAUGCAAUAAAAAUGAGUCAACAGUUGAAUCUCUUAAAUUAGUGAUAGAUAAUUUACGUCGAGUAUUUGAAAAACGUUUAACAACAGCUUUCAUUAAUGCAUAUCGUGAACCGAAUAUGUCGUUGUUAGCAGAUUCGCUUAAAGGCUUAGCUUCGAUUUCGCUUCAAACUAUUGCUGAACAAACAUUUGCAGAUGAAAUUGUUCGACCUUAUAUGGAAAAGAUGGUUCGCAAUGCGCUAAUUCAAUCUACAGACAUUUCACUAGCAUUUGAAAAAACAUUAGAUUUUAUUCGUACGGAAUGUAAAGCAAUGCUCUAUGUUGUCGAACGGAUAAAUCGUGAAUGUGGAAGUCAUUUUGAUUUUGUUGUUAAUUCAAUAUUUCCUGAAUUAACUCAAUGUCUCGAAGAAUCCUCGAAUAGUUUAUUUUUUUCUGGCGAUCCCGAUGUAUUUCAUCAAAGAUAUACACAUUGGUUGAUAUUUCUUGAGCAAAUUCAAAGUAUUUUAUCGAAAUUAAGCGGACAAAAUUUAAAGAAAUCGAAAGCCUAUCAAGAAUUUUCAUCUCGAUGGGAUUUAGUUGUUUAUUUUCAAAUACGAUUUCAAGAAAUAUCAAAUUCCAUUGAAAGUCGAAUUGUUAAUCAGCCAUUUGGAUUGAACGAAGAUAAAAAUUCUCUAUUUAAAACUAUGAUUGCAUCGACUAUAUUUCAAUCGAUUGAUCGUUGCUGGCAAACAAAUAUUUUCCUUGAAACAUUAUCGCAACGAUUCUGGAAAUUAACAUUACAAUGUAUUGUUCGAUUUCGUAUUUGGAUUGAAUCAUUUAAUACAAAAACAGUCGAUACAAAAUUUAUUUUGAAUCUCUAUGCUGAUCUUCAAACAUUUACUCAAGAAGUAAAAAAUCUUUUUCUUAAAGUUAUUCUUGACCAACGACUUGCAUCAAUUAUUUUAUUGUCCCCAAAUAUAACAGUAGACUUAACUAACAUUUUGGAUCAAACACUUUUAAGUUUAACAGAUAAAUGUCGUACUGAUUUGAAAAAUUUAGCUAUAGGACAACUAAUUGAACGAUGUAAUGAAACACUUCAUUCAAUACAAGAAAUUCCUCGAAUGUACAGAAAAACAAAUCGUGAAGCACCUAGUAAGGCAUCGAACAGUAUCCAAGCGACAUUCCGUCACUUACAAAGCUUUACUAAUGAUUACAGCGGUACGAUAUUAACUGAAGAUGAAUGUAAACAAUUUCAAAGCGUUGCAAUGGAAGAAAUCACCAAAAAUUAUUAUGGAUUAUGCUCGGAGAUUUUAUCAUCUGUCAGAAAAAUGGAAGAAAAUAUACAGCGAUUAAAACGUGUACGUGAAUCAUCUAAAGCUUUAUCGACAAUGUCACAAAGUGUGACUACAUCAUCAACAGCAUCAUUGACAGACGAUAAUAAAAUUCGUAUGCAAAUUCACCAUGAUGUGAACGCAUUUACAAGCGAACUGAAGAAUCUCGGUAUUCAAAUUGAAUCGUCGAAUAAAUUAGCUAUGCUUAAUGAAGAAAGUCGUUUACAAAUAUUAAAUUAA